AUUUACAUAUUACAAUGGAUCAACUUUUUUCGCUGAAAUUUGUUUCGUAAUGCUAUACAGCAAAGAGAGCAGGAAAUAAUUGAAGAGGUUGUCAGAAGUAGCGCAACGAACACAUAUCAGAUUAUUUGAUGAAUUAUUGAAAUUCUUCGGAAUUCCCGUUAUGCAAGGCAUCCUGCACUGCAGAUAUCAUCAUCACACACUUUGAGAUCCAUUUAUGGCCGUAUUUAGCCUCUGAACAUGGUAGAUAUGGUACGCUGAAAACCUGAUCAACGUGGAGAUAAUCCAGAUGUCCACAUCGCUACCACGUUCAUCGCGUAAACAACCUUGUCGAUAUCUCAAAGAGCAACAGGUACAACCACAACCUCGUUAUGAGUGUCCUCAGGAUCAAUGCGAACAGGAAAAUUCCAAGGCACCACGUCCAAUAUUGCCUUCCACACGUGGAGGCAAUGUAAAGCCGGUAGUGCCAUAUGCCACUUCCUUUCCAUGUGCUAGAUCUCAAGAGGAAUCUUUUUUACAUCAGCCAAAGGGACAAUGCGUGAAACCUCAAUGUGUACCAGAGGCAUCACUGAUGAGUUCUAUGGCUGAACUUGUUCAUGAUAUUAUUCCACAGUCAACAAAUCCACAAACUAUCCCGGAGCGAAUUGAAUGGGUCAAUAUUCAGAAGUGUUCAAAUGUAAAUGAUCGAAAACGCGUGGUUGACGUGAUAGUCGUUGGUUUGGCUAGGGGAUAUCAAAUUUGGGCACGCAUGGAAAAUGGUGACUGUAGAGAGAUAUUAUCGGAGCGACAAGGUCCACUUCGAACGGGUCUUUUAUUGUCUGUGGACUGCGAACCAAGCUUUGGCAUUCAUAAUGAUAGGUUCAAAGGUUUUCGUCCAUUAUUCGCACUAGUUGAUGAGAACACACCAGUUCCAGAUCGACAAUGCUGUACAGUAUCUUUUGUUUCACUUUUGAGUGCCCAGUAUGUGCACAAAAUCAAUUUCUCAGAUUCCGUGCAGGCGCUCGCAGCUUCUACCAAGAUAUUCGUUGUAUCAUUUGUUGAUCACAUUGUGAUCCUUGAUAUGAUGUCACUACGUGAGCAACGUACCGUAUACAACACUCAAAUACAUGAAGGCUCUGGUACUCCGUUCGCUAUUUCGGAUAUUUUCUUAGCUUUCGCUACUUCAGAAUUACAACAAGAAUGCCAAAGUUGUGGCGGAAUGGGUGGUGAGGAUGUAUUUCAAGAUUCGUCUAGUUACAGUGUUGUAAGUGUAGCAAGGAACUUUACCAAAACAUUGACUUCGUUUGGUAGUUCAGUUGUUUCAACGCUGUCUGCAUCUCCACAGCCCAAAGAACUGCUAAGUUCAGUGGCUCAACCUGGAAUUAUAACUGUGGUGGAUGUAAAUAAGUUUCCCAUCGAUGGUAAUAUUAAUAAUGCAGAAUACGUAGAUGCAGUUGUAGCACAUUUCGUUGCCCAUACGGAACCAAUUGGUUUCAUAGCUUUUGGAAAUGGUGGACAACUGCUAGUAACUGCAGGACAAUCUUCAACUUAUUUUCACGUAUUUCUCAUUCAUCCUCAUCCUGGAUCUUCAUUGCUUGGUGCUGUGCGUCAUCUCUACAGAUUAUAUCGUGGGACUACUCCUGCUAAGGUAGUUAGCUGCAGUUUUUCUGUUGAUAAUCGUUGGCUAGCAAUAGCUACAAAUCAUGGAACUACCCACAUUUUCGGUAUAUGUCCAUACGGUGGCCAAGUGACUGUUCGCACUCAUGGCAGUGAAAUUGUUAACAGAGAAUCGAGAUUUCAUCGCUCCGCAGGUUUGCCAGAAUUGGGUUACAUUAAUGUAAAGAAAGCAGCAGAAACGCGAGAUCAUCAGUUUGGUGGUGCUCAACUUUGUAGGGAACAUCCUGAUGUUUCUCGAUAUAACAUUGCGCGUUCAGUAAGCAAUCCCCGUAUCGGUCCUUAUCCAAAUCCGAUAGGCAUGGAAGCACAUGUGAGAAUCAAGCAGCGUUUUUACUCGGCUGAUAAUCUGAGUGCUUGGGCAUCCGAUAUGACACCUGCACCACUUAGUUCCGGAAAAAAGUACUAUAAAGCCUCGAGCAAACCCAGUGAUCAGCAUCGUUUAGCGAUUUCAUUUGCUUCGAAUUCCAUACCUAAUCCGAAAAAUACUUCUCUGCUGGUAAUCAACAAUGAUGGUAUCUUAACGGAAUAUUUGUUGUCAAUCUCACCUUCUCCGUAUCAUGGAGCGAGUGGAAUAUUUUCUCCAAAUGUACAGCAGCGGUCGAAUCCUGAUGAGACAUUAAUUCAGUGCACACCAACUGCAGUAGCGCAGUGGACUUUACAAAGGAAUAAGCUAUCAGCAGACUUCCGUGCACCUAUUUGUGAUCAAAAUCCUUUGUGGAUGUGGUUCAUUCCUCAUGAUGUAUGUGAGGAAAAAAAUGAAGAUGAAGUGAAUGCGAAGUGGAUAAGCCAGAUUGAGGUGCUGACAUAUUUGGAUCCUCAUCGACGCUUGUGGAUGGGACCACAGUUUUCAUUUCGGACGUAUAUUCAGUCAUUGGAGCAUGCUAGCGCUGAUUUGAUUACUCCUGGGUCAAAUGAAGAUAGAUUGCGCAGCGGUAUAACCAAAUCGGUUCCUGUGAUAAUUGAGGCGGCAGGAUCACUCGGAAGUUUUGAUGUUGGUGAGCCGACUGAAGUUAUUGCGGGAAGUUGGUCAAGUGAUUUAGAUCCUAAAGGUAUUAAAAAACAGAAAGUAUUGGAAAAGAAAAUCGAGGAAGCCAUGCAUGAUUUAACUGUCGAUGGGGAAAGUAAUGGGUUUCAGGAUGGGGAUGAUGACACUUCAAGCGAGAUAUCACGAGAAAGCACUGAUAAUUCAUCGCAUGACAGCAUCAGCUUCCAGCUAUCAAAUAUGGACAUAUGAAUUUAUUUAGCAUAUGCUUCUUAAAGAAAUGAAUUUUCUAGAAGAAUUCUGACGCAUUACCCUAUGACUUUUCAUAACAUUGCAACUACUCUAUUAAUAAUUUUUUCAGAAUGGUAAUUUCUACCAGUUGCGUGUUUUGCUUUUAAAAUUUCUUUGCAACUUUUUUGUCCACAUUUUUAAGGAGCCACUUUCUCGAAGAAUCCGAGAAAAUAAUUCUUAGAGUUUGCAUUCUACUGCUGUAUGUUUGUUUAGCCUUUCAUUAAAAACUUUUUGAUUUUUGCAGUGAUCAUUUCAUGACAUUAAUUAAAUCUAAGCUGAAUUGCUCCAGAAAAAUUAUGUAAAAAAGCUGACUAGUUUGCAAUACGUG
Molecule: messenger RNA, 3254 nt
Organism: Loa loa (African eye worm)
Lineage: Eukaryota; Metazoa; Nematoda; Chromadorea; Rhabditida; Onchocercidae
Exons: 22
Coding region: 287-2887 (866 amino acids)
Biological process (GO): autophagy; response to starvation
Cellular component (GO): cytoplasm
Molecular function (GO): protein binding
Source: RefSeq, a predicted model, not a curated record